Molecule: messenger RNA, 1485 nt
Organism: Cetraspora pellucida
Lineage: Eukaryota; Fungi; Glomeromycota; Glomeromycetes; Diversisporales; Gigasporaceae
Source: the annotation of a GenBank genome assembly
AUGGAAAUUACAAACUCAAUUGAGUUAGAGGACGAUGCAAUUUCGUCAGAGGAAUUAUAUGAUUUAAGUGAUAUGGAAGAUGUUGUAACUAAUGAAGACCAAGAUGAAUUACCUUCACUUAGUAGUAUUACACCAAGUGAUUCUAUUAGUCAAGUAAAUUCAUGUUUGACAUCUCCUUUACAACUUGAAUAUUCACGUCUACAUAGUCUAAAUGAUCAAAAAGAACAAGAUUUUUGUUUAUUAGUUUGGGUUGUAUGUCAUCAACAACCAUUCACUGUAGUAGUAAAUGUUCAUUUUAGAAACUUCGUAUAUAAAUUAGAUCCACGAUAUAAAAUUCCUAAUCAAACAAAAAUUAAAAAUAUAAUUAUGUCAGAGUUUGAUUUAUGUCGAGAACAAAUUAAAAAUGAUUUAAAACAAGUGCGAGGUAAAAUAGCUUUUACUCUUGAUUUAUGGUCGAAUAUUAAUAAUGAGGCAUUUAUGAGAGUUACAAUUCAUUUUUUGAAUAUAAAGUGGAAACUUGAACAUUUUUUGCUAGAUAUUAUUCCACUCAAUAAGCGUCAUACAGCAUCAAAUCUUUUAAAUAAGUUUACUUAUCUUCUUAAUGAAUUCUCCCUUAAUGAAAAAAUUAUUGGACUAACAACUGAUAAUGAAUCUGCAAUGACUGUUUUAGGUAGAGAAUUAGGUGAAAAAUUGAUUCAUGAAUUUCAUAAUAAUAAGUUUGGUCAUUAUCGAUGUGCAGCACAUAUUAUUAAUCUAUCAGUAAAACAAGGGUUAGAAUUAAUCGACACAUCGAUUAAUAAAGUACGAAAUUUAAUGUCAAAAAUUAAAAAUUCAAUUGUAUUGUGUGAUGAACUUCGAUCAUUAUGUGAUGUAAAAAAUAUUACCUAUUUAGCUCCAGAAAUUGACGUUGAGACUCAAUGGAAUAGUACAUUCUACAUGCUCACUAAAUUUAAAAAAAUUAAAACCACUAUAAAAAUGUUAAUUGCAAAUCAUGAUGAAUUAGUUGAAAUUUUUCCAAAUUCAGAUGACUCUCAACAUAUCGAUGAUACAUUAAUUUUAUUAGAUCCGAUGGAAAAGGCAACAAAACUUCUAUCUGCUGCUUCAUAUCCCACAAUGGGUGAAAUGGCAGCAUCAAUUUUUCAAAAAAUUGAAUCUUAUUGGGAAUUAAUAGAUGAAAAAUGUACCAUUUCAACUAUCCUAGAUCCAAGAUAUAAGUUGUCAGAUUUUGAAGAUGAAAAACAGAUUACUGCUAUAAAUACAAUUCAAAAUGUCUUUCAUACUUAUCUUCAACUUAAUCAUAAUACCACCACUACUACUUCCUCAAUAUCUAAUUCCCAAGCUCCACAAAAUCUACAUGAAUACUUUGCUCAUCUUAAUAACCAUAAUCAGAACUAUUUACUUAAGCCACUAAAUAGUGAAUUAGAUCGCUACUUACAGUUGGUUGAGGAUAUUGGGAUAGAUCCAUUGACUUCACAUAAUUCAUAG